AUGUACACUGGUGGUGAGGUUCGUGUUGAAAAAGAUUUAAGCCAGGUUGCAUUGGGCCCGACACCUUUUCCUAAUUUGGCUCAUUUAGUUGGCGUUGGAAUGCUUCACGAGGAUUUUGUACCAUUUUGUGUUUUGCAAACUUUAAUGGGUGGUGGAGGAAGUUUUAGUGCUGGUGGACCAGGAAAAGGAAUGUUUUCACAACUUUACAUGGAUGUUUUGAAUAAGCAUUACUGGAUCUAUAAUGCUACUGCUCAAUAUCAUUCUUAUACUGAUUGUGGAUUAUUUUGUAUUAAAGGAAGUGCUAGCCCUGAAUAUGCCACAAAAUUAACUUCAAUUCUUGUUAAUCAAAUGCGUUUUCUUAGUAAAGGGAUAAUUCGAAAAGAAGACUUGGCACGUGCAAAAGUUCAAUUAAAGUCACAAUUAUUAAUGCAUUUGGAGAUGAAACCAGUUCAAUUUGAAGAUAUUUCUAAACAGAUGCUUGUAUAUGGGCAGCGAAGAACACCUGAGGAACAUGCUGAACAAAUUGACCGUGUCGAAAUUGAUGAUAUUGCACGAAUUGCUGAUACAAUGUUAAUUAACCGGCCUUCUCUUGUUUGUUAUGGAGAUUUGCGUUGGAUGCCAACAUUAGAUCAAGUACGAGAGAUGUGUGACAUGACCGUAAAUAAGUAUUGUUUUGAUACAUUUUAUUAA
Meloidogyne enterolobii is the source of this 690-nucleotide messenger RNA. Lineage: Eukaryota; Metazoa; Nematoda; Chromadorea; Rhabditida; Meloidogynidae. The record is from the annotation of a GenBank genome assembly.